AGAUUCAAAGUCAUUCUCUUGACAUUUAUUAACAUUGGGCCAUCCAUUAUCACUUAUGGAGGUGUUAUCUUUGUAAGUUAUAUCACCAUUUUGUUUCAUAUUUCCGUUUAUUGAAGUUCAUUUCAUCACUAGGUCUAGAGUAGAAAUGCAUUGAUAAUUAUUCAGUUUAAAAUCAAUUAUAAUUUGAGAGAAAAAUUUACCAAAAUAUGUGCAUCAAAAUAGUCCUGUUAGAAUUAUAAUAGACAUUCACAGUGCAAAAAAUAGUACUGAACUGAAACAUCUGUCAAUGAUAUUUUUUAAUGUUUUAUUUUGUUCCCAAUAGUCAAUAGUAAUAGUGUCAUCUUUAAAUUUUGUACGCAUAUUUAUUUAACUACAGGUUUUCUAUUACUUUUUUGCUAUCAUGGGAAUGGAGCUAUUUGCUGGCUACAUCAGUUUUUAUGGCUAUACAGUUCAAGAUAGUUCCAAGAUUUUUUGUGGCAAUCUUAAUUUGAACAACACAGUAUUCUAUCGUGAACAUUAUUGUAGCAACAACUUCAAUGACAUUCUCAAGGCAAUGAUGGUUUUGUUUGAGCUGACAGUAGUCAACCAAUGGCAUGAUAUCCUUUUUAAUAAAAGAUUAUAAUAAUUUUUUUCCUAGACAACUUAUACAUUUUUAGGUAUAAAUUAUUUUUUAAUGUAAAUUUGGGUUACUAAACUUUUUUGACCAUAUCAUGCCUAUGUUUUAUCUUCCAUGAAAUAAUUAUUUUCACAUCCAUUAAAUGUUUAGUUUUAUUUAGUUUUCCUUAGUUGAUAGGUAAGCUUUCUAUUUCGUCUUUAUCAUGAUCUACUUUUAACUAGAGAUGCCAGCCAUGUAACAUGAUCCUUAACUCUCACACUUAUAACAUCUGGUUUUGUUGCUGUUACCAGCAAGGUGGCACGACUUUACUUUUUUACCUUCCACAUUUGUUGUGUAGUGAUUGUGCUUAAGUAAGUGUUAGUUUUUUAAUUGCAGAAAAGUAGUAGAUCAGAGACCCUCGGCUGCAUUUAUUGUGUCUUAUAAAAGCAUGGGCUAGUGAAAUUGUCUUUCAUUUAAACAAAAAACUAGGCGCUCAGUUAUGUGUCUCCAAAAUAAUGAAAAAAAAAUGUAUAACUUUUUCUCAGGAUUAAAUAAAAAUGUUAUCAUAAAUUUGUAUGCAAUAAUAUUUUAACUAGAGGACUGGGGUAAAAAUAAUUCUUUGUGUGUUUCACACAUUGACAGUAAUGAUUGUUGUUUUUAUUUUCUUUGCUUUUAUUGCAUUAUGGCAGAUUAUGGAUAAUUGGUAUGUGGAAAAAAGUUAUUUAUAAUAAAAAAAACUUUUCAAUUUCAGCAUAUUUAUUGCCUUUAUUCUUGAAGCCUUUAUUCUGGAAUACACAUUACAAACUGUUCCACGCUUAGAGUCUGUAGUAGAAGCUAAAAUUAAGGAACUGGGUCUUGGUAUUGGGAUG
This is a messenger RNA of Lymnaea stagnalis (great pond snail), 1464 nucleotides long. Lineage: Eukaryota; Metazoa; Mollusca; Gastropoda; Lymnaeidae. The record is from the annotation of a GenBank genome assembly.